Molecule: messenger RNA, 1122 nt
Organism: Histoplasma capsulatum G186AR
Lineage: Eukaryota; Fungi; Ascomycota; Eurotiomycetes; Onygenales; Ajellomycetaceae
Exons: 1
Coding region: 1-1122 (373 amino acids)
Source: RefSeq, a predicted model, not a curated record
AUGCACCCUCCAGCCCUCGCCUCCACCACCAAGAUUGCAUAUUUUGACGCUAAACGGGCGGCAACCGACAGCUCUUAUGCCCGGUCCUUCAGCUCCGCUCCCUCAUUUGUUGUUUACUCGGACAAAUUCAUUAACGAUGUGCUCGGUCUCAAUGCCCGGUUAUCCCUCGUCUCGUCCCGCAAAGACACGAAGGAUAAAUUCGCCCAUGAAGCCGGAGUAUACAUCCCAGGCACAAACAGUAUCUACUUCACCUCAAACUACCAGACCAGCGACCCCAGAAUCGACCUCUAUGCCAUAACAGCCGACACCUGGCAGAUUGAGAAGCUCACCGAUAAGCCAGGCUUUGACAUCGUCAGCCAGCCCAAUGGCGCCUGUAAUUACCAGGGCAAAAUCCUCUACUGCGCCCAGGGCAACAUGGAUACUGGUGGUGGCAACGGCAAGCCCUCUGCCCUCACCCUGGUCGACCCCGUCUACGGCACCGCAGACACUCUGAUAAAUAACUUCCACGGCCGUGAAUUCUCUUCGAUCAACGACGUCGUCGUUCACCAUGGGACGGGAGACAUAUGGUUCACGGAUCCGACAUAUGGGUUCGAGCAGGCAUUCCGCCCCGUUCCCGAGCUGCCCAAACAAGUGUACUGCUUCCGGCCCUCAACAUGCCAAUGCUGGGUUGUCGCCGAUGGCUUCAGUAUGUGCAAUGGCCUUUGUUUCAAUCCAGACUACACCCUCAUGUACAUCACGGAUACAGGUGCGAUACAGAGUCAUGGCCAUAUAGGGGAUGGACAUAAUUUCUCGUUCUGCGGGACGUCACCGGCUUCUAUCUAUGUUUAUGAUGUAGUGGAUGGGGCAACUCAUUUGGCAAAUCGGCGGCUGUUUGCCUAUUGUGAUAAUGGCGUACCGGAUGGGAUUAAGUGUGAUGAGAAGGGGUUUGUAUACUCUGGGUGUGGGGAUGGUGUGCACGUGUGGGACCCCAAGGGACAUUUGGUGGGGAAGAUCGUCGUUGGGAGUACUACAGCAAAUUUCUGCUUUGGUAAGGAGGGGCUCUGGAUGUUUGCGGAGGAGGAGCUGUGGUUUUGUGAGUUGAAGGCUCGGGGUGCAUUGCCUGAGGUUAAAGGGAUGAAGUGA